AUUCUUGCAGCCCGCGCCAUGGCGGUGGCAGCGGACGCUCUUGUCCAGUACCUCUCCUCGUUGCCGCCUGUCAACCUCGACCGGCUGUACGCGGAUUCAUGGGUCUGCCACGCCCUCCUCCGCGCUCUGCCGCCGCUCGCCCGGCUCUACGUGGUCCGGCUCGCGGCGGCGCACGGCAGUCUGCCAAAGGCCCUCGUCGACUCGUGGCCCGCACGCGUGCGCGAGGCGGCGAAGCGGCACGAGGAGUCGAUGCAGCAGCUGCACCUGCUCCGCCUCGUGCACCGCGUGCCCGCCGCGGGCUCCGGGCAAGAGCAGCUGCGGCUGCACGAGGCGUUUGGCGCAGCGAUGCUCGACUCACUGGGGCAGGGCCCGCCGGGCCUCGCAGACGAUGCGAGCGCGAGGCACGGCAAGGACAAGAACAUGGUCGGCGCCGACGAGCUCGAGCGGAUGGGCGCCGCCAAGUGGGAGAGGCUGAUGUCGCGUGUGUGGAAGGUCCUCCUCGCGUACACCAAUUUCCGGCUGUACGCGCACUCGUCGUCCGAGCUGCGCGCGCGCGUGCUGCGCUCCUUCGCCCUGCUCAGCUACCAGCUGCCCGGCCUCAUCGUCGGCUCACUCACCCGCACCUCGAUCCAGCACGCGGUCGACUCGGGCGUCGACGCGGCCGCGAUCGUGGCCUACCUCGAGCGGAACGCGCACCCGCUCAUGGCAGCGCAGACGCCGGUGCUGCCGGAGACGGUCGUCAACCAGAUCCACCUGUGGGCCAAGGAGCGCUCGCGCAUGGCCGCCGACAGGUGCAAGCUCUACGACGCAUUCGACUCGCUCCGCCGCUUCGACGAGGCGUGCACCUACGCGCGCGAGAUCGGAGCGCACCUUUGGUCGCGCCGCUUUCCGGAGGAGCGCAAUCUGCACAAGUGCUCGCUCGCUGUCCGCGCCGAGGCGCACGGCAGCAUGAAGAGCUUCCUCAGGGCGGCAGCCUGACAGUCAGGGCCAGCGCCUUCGCACGUAAACCCGAUUUUAGAGUACGCUGAGCCGCGUAUAAGUUCGCGCGCAAUUUUGUACGUGGUAGAGAAGUAACAUAUGGAGGCUGCCA
Molecule: messenger RNA, 1090 nt
Organism: Emiliania huxleyi CCMP1516
Lineage: Eukaryota; Haptophyta; Isochrysidales; Noelaerhabdaceae
Exons: 3
Coding region: 19-978 (319 amino acids)
Biological process (GO): nucleotide-excision repair
Cellular component (GO): transcription factor TFIIH core complex; transcription factor TFIIH holo complex
Molecular function (GO): double-stranded DNA binding; ATPase activator activity
Source: RefSeq, a predicted model, not a curated record